ACAUAAAUGAUUUUCAGCCUUUUGCAUGCAAGGCCGUCUAUAUUUGGGAUCAGUGUUUUUAUAUACCUUGUUUGGGAUAGUUCUCUAUAUACCGUGUUUGGGAUGUAACUCUAUCUUGAGAUGAUUUCGUUGUUUUCUGUUAAAAAAUAUUUGUGGUAAUGUGCAUCAAAUGCAAAUGCUUGGUUCCUAAUUAGUUCUGUUAGCUUGCGCAUACAAGCUGAAGCGGAUUGGGAUUGUCAGGCUGCUCAGGAGUGUUUCAUCAUUCUACCCUAAUAUUUUGGUUUCGUAUUUUUUCGAGCAUUCUGAUUCAUAAAACAAAUAUCAUCUAUCAAGAUGCUGAGGAACAUUGGCAGGACUUUUCUGCCUGCAGCCUGUCGACUUGCAGUGAAUUCUACAGCCCCAUCAAAUGCACCUCACAGACAGAUCUACAGAAGCUUUCACACUGGAGGUCGGCUGCUGGCCCGGUUUGGUAAGCGACCAGUCGAGCCAUCCACAUCGCAGAAUACCUUCACCUGGGGCAAAUUCGCACAUGCCACUGCCUUCACUGUGGUGGGCGCCGGCUCGUUUUUCGCCGGCUGCGUGAUCUGGGAGUAUGAGGAGGUACGAGCCGUGAUGAGGAGACACAUGGAGCGAGGCCCGCUCUGGGCGCGCAGACCCUUCGAGCCAGGAGAUAAAUGGGGCGAGUGGCGCGCGCAGCUGUCGCUCUGGUGGGCGUCCCAGACGGAGGGACAGAAGGUGUUCUGGCCCAUCUGCUUCGUGAACGUGCUCGUGUUCGGCGCCUGGAAGAUCCCCAGUCUGGCGCCCACCAUGCUACGCUAUUUCGCAUCGAGCCCAGCGUCCCGAGGGUUCCGUCUUCCGAUGCUGCUCUCGGGGUUCAGCCACUACUCGUUCAUCCACCUGGCAGUCAACAUGUUCGUGCUGCACAGCUUCUCCACCAGCGCCGUGAUUCUGCUGGGGAAGGAACAGUUCCUGGGCCUGUACCUGAGCGGAGCGCUCACCUCGUCCCUCGCCAGCUACCUCUACAAGAUGUUCGUCUUCAGCCCGGCCGUCUCCCUUGGCGCGUCGGGCGCCAUCAUGGCCAUUCUGGGGUACGUCUGUACCGAGUCACCCGACUCUCGGCUGGCCAUCGUGCUGCUGCCCAUGCUGACAUUCACUGCCGGUACCGCCAUCAAGGCGCUGGUGGCUUUCGACGUGCUGGGUGCCGCGCUUCGGUGGCAGCUGUUUGAUCAUGCCGCGCAUCUGGGAGGCACACUGUUCGGAAUCUACUGGGCAAUGCACGGCCGGCAACACAUCUGGGAGAAGCGCGAGCCGUUGAUACGCUGGUACCACAAUCUCCGAGAGGCCGGAAAGCGGCGGUGACCUGGCGUCGGACUCCAGCUCGAACCUUCAUCGGACGUCAUCAGGACGUCAUGGGGACGUCAUCGAGCGUCAUCAGACCGUCAUCAGGCCGUCACCGCCAGUGAGUCACCGUGUGCGGCGGUGACGGCCCCUUCAAGUUAGAAGACACCGUCUGAUGAUAGUUUGCCCAAGUGUUCCUUGCCCGUCACGCUUUGCCUGACGGACCGGCUUAGACGCUUCACUUAAGUCGGCUGCAGGCCGGACGAACCAGACGGACGUAUGGCCUACAGCGGGGGAGGGGUAACGUGGCUUUGUGCGCCACGUGUUUUUAUCAAACGUUGUGCAUCUGUUGCAAUGUUUGCAUAUGCGUGCAGAUGUUUGGAGAAAGGAAGGCAGUCCUGAGGCGUGCGGGUCGUGUGUGUUUGUGCGCUGAGUCGAGGCGAGUUACGUCGAGUCGAAAAGUGUCAUUUCACUGGACCGUGAAUAUUUAUAGCGAUACCAUAAAGCUAUGAUGAUUGAAUGUGGAGUGUAUUUUGUGAUUUUCGUAAUAUAACGUGCAAUCACAUCGGAAGCCAACGUCAAA
Messenger RNA from Amphibalanus amphitrite, 1921 nucleotides. Its product is annotated as presenilins-associated rhomboid-like protein, mitochondrial. Bases 334 to 1359 code for a protein of 341 amino acids. The transcript has 9 exons. Gene Ontology annotation, cellular component: membrane. Gene Ontology annotation, molecular function: serine-type endopeptidase activity. The record is from RefSeq and is a predicted model, not a curated record. NCBI's taxonomy places the organism in Eukaryota, Metazoa, Arthropoda, Thecostraca, Balanomorpha, Balanidae.